Molecule: messenger RNA, 1104 nt
Organism: Hypoxylon trugodes
Lineage: Eukaryota; Fungi; Ascomycota; Sordariomycetes; Xylariales; Hypoxylaceae
Product: L30e-like protein
Exons: 2
Coding region: 84-779 (231 amino acids)
Biological process (GO): ribosome biogenesis; snRNA pseudouridine synthesis; rRNA pseudouridine synthesis
Cellular component (GO): box H/ACA snoRNP complex; nucleolus
Molecular function (GO): box H/ACA snoRNA binding
Source: RefSeq, a predicted model, not a curated record
AAUAUCCCGUCGAAUUGACGCCGAAGAUAUCCGAUCACAAAGGUUCUCCAAGGCCUUAAUUUUUAAGGCAGGAAAUAAUCAAAAUGGGAGCGACAAAACCAGAGAAGGAGAAGAAGGAUAAGAAGGACAAGAAGCGCAGCGAAGCCGAUGGCGUAGGCAAGCCGAAGAAGGACAAGAAAGAGAAGAAGGAAAAGAAGGAGAAGCUUAAGAAUGUCGUAAACGCCGCUAUCGAAGACCAAUUACAAACCGAUAAUGCCGCGUCCGUCACAGUCGUAAAGGAUGGUGAAGAGAAGGUUGCGAAGAUCCUAGUUCCCGUCGUGGGCGCUUUAGUACCCUUCGCGAAACCAUUGGCCGAUGAAAAGGGCACCAAGAAGGUCAUGAAGACUGUCCGAAAAGCUGCGAAACACAAGACCCUCAAGCGCGGUGUCAAAGAAGUCGUCAAGUCCCUACGCAAGUCUCCUACAGCCGGACCAGGCAACACGUCGUUCCCUGGUGUCGUAGUGUUGGCCGGUGAUAUCAGCCCGAUGGAUGUUAUCAGCCAUAUUCCCGUAUUGUGCGAAGACGUCAACGUACCCUACAUCUUCGUCGCGUCGCGUGCUGAACUCGGCGCUGCCGGCAGCACCAAGCGACCUACAAGUGUCGUUAUGGUCACUGAGAAGCGCACAGGUGGCAAGAAGGACGAGAAGAUAGAUGAAGAGGAAGGCGAGGAGUUCGCGGAAGCAUACAAGGACUUAGUCAAGCUUGUAGAGAAGGAGAGCAAGCAACUCAAGUUUACAUAAGCUAGACAUUGAGUCCGUGGUAUCGGUAUCAGAAAACACUUGCUUAGGCUAUGGCCUUAAUCGGUUUAAGAGCGAUGGUUCCGGCUCUCCUCCCUCGUCGUCCUUCUAAAUGUCUAAGGACAUCUAAGGACCACUAUACAUGUAUCUACUGAUUUGGUUAGCCACAUAGGCGUGGCCCCUGGCGUUGGGGGAAAAUACUCAUUUUGCGUCGUGGGAUCAAUGAAAACUGGUUCAUAAUGAAUUUACUGCCGCCAAGACUAACCCAUGCAAAUCACCAAUUAUGACUACUUCGAACUACAUUAUUCCACCACUGCAAAGCCUAGAG